AUGCACAGAGCGUGGCAGACUUGCACCUGCCUCCCCUGGAGCCCAGAGCAGCUCCGUGGAACCUCCGUUCUGCUGUGUCCUCCAGGGCUUAACAGAGAACAGAACCAUCCUGGGUGUGAGUCAUGCAUGGAAGUGGCAUUGGUGAAAGUGAAAGUCGCUCAGUCGUGUCCGACUCUUUGUGACCCAGGGACUAUACAGUCCAUGGAAUUCUUCAGACCAGAACACAGGAGUGUGUGGCCUUACCCUUUUCCAGAGGAUCUUUCCAUCCCAGGGAUCGAACCCAGGUCUCCUGCAUUGCAGGCAGAUUCUUUACCAGCUGAGCCGCCAGGGGCUGGGGAACCUAUGGCAAGAGGUCUGGGUCCUGCUCCUGACUGCCGCUGCAGGAAAGGGGACAUUCAACCAUCUGCACUUCCUUCUGGCCUGAGGGAUGGGACUCUGUCCUUCCGAUGCAAGUCCUUACAGUGCUGGGUCUCUGUGUGCUAG
Rangifer tarandus platyrhynchus (Svalbard reindeer) is the source of this 483-nucleotide messenger RNA. The record is from the annotation of a GenBank genome assembly. Lineage: Eukaryota; Metazoa; Chordata; Mammalia; Artiodactyla; Cervidae.